GGAGCUACGUGAGGGUGCGCGGGAGCCUUGGCAACGGGACAUCCGGGUACCCCGCGCGGCUCGCGAUAGCUUCCGAGUCGCCUGGUAACCUUGACAACGGGGCCUGCGGAUAAUAACUCAAGUUGCGACCGGUCGCUUCCGUGUCGUCCGGUCGCCUUGGCAACCAGACAACUCGCGGAGGCCGUCUUGGUAGCUCCAAUAGGAUGGCGGAGGUGAAGGCCCGACCGAUUGCACCCUUCCCAGCGACCUCAGACCUUCCAAAACCUCGCUCAGGAAAAGGGCCCGAACUGCCCAUUCUGGAGAAGAGGAACUGGCUGAUACACCUGCACUACAUCCGCAAAGACUAUGAUGCAUGUAAGAUUGCUAUAAAAGAGCAACUUCAGGAGAGCCAUGGGAUGUGUGAAUAUGCGGUUUACGUUCAGGCUUUGAUAUUUCGCUUGGAAGGGAAGAUCCAAGAGUCUCUUGAGCUGUUCCAAACUUGUGCUAUCCUCAGUCCUCAGAGCACAGACAACCUCAAGCAGGUGGCUCGGUCAUUGUUUCUCCUGGGGAAGCACAAAGCGGCCAUCGAAGUAUACAGCGACGCAGCCGAACUCAACAAAAAGGACUGGGAGAUCUUCCACAACUUGGGCGUCUGCUACAUGUAUCUGAGGCAUUUCAACAAGGCGAAAGAUCAGCUGAAUGCCGCCCUGGAGUUGAGCCGGCACGACCUGACGUACGUGACCCUGGGGAAAAUCCACCUGCUGGAGGGAAACACGGAGAAGGCCGUUGAAGUCUAUAAGAAGGCAGUGGAAUUCUCUCCCGAAAACACAGAACUCCUGACGACCCUGGGCUUGCUUUACCUGCAGCUUGGCAUUUUUCAGAAGGCCUUUGAGCACCUCGGGAAUGCGCUCAUGUACGAUCCGAGCAACUAUAAGGCAAUUUUGGCAGCCGGCAGCAUGAUGCAGAUGCACGGAGACUUUGACGUGGCCCUCACCAAGUACCGCGUGGUCGCGUGUGCCGCUCCUGAAAGCCCCCCGCUCUGGAACAACAUUGGAAUGUGCUUCUUUGGCAAGAAGAAAUAUGUAGCGGUGGGUAUCAGUUGCACGCUUCCUUCCCCCCUGCACAGCCCCCUGGUCAACCUGAAUUACGCCAUCCUGCUGUACAACCAGGGAGAGAAGAAACAGGCUGCCCUCCAGUACCAGGAGCUGGAAGGCAAAGUCACCAUGUUAAAGAGGCAGCCUUCCCUUAUUUUGCACAACCAGAUGGUGGACGUAGCCCAGAAGCUGGGCACCGCGUUACAGCUGGGAGAGAGCUCGGUUUGGGCCAAGCCUGCCAAAGACUCCAAGUCAAAGCAGCGAGGGGCUUCGGCCAGCAAGCCUCCCGGGACGCAGCCCUUGGGCUCCAACCAAACCCUUGGAAAAGCCAUGUCUUCGGCUGCUGGGUAUGGGAAGACGAUUCAGUUUCUACCAGGUGCUGGGAUUUCGGCUCAGCAGGCAAAGCCCCCCUCCCUCCCGCUGGAGCCUGAUCUCGACUCGGAGCCUGGUCCAGAGGAGGCAGAGAUGCCGGAGCGGAGGCUCAAAAGCCAGCCGGCCGGACAAGAAGAGGGAUCCGGAGGGGACGCCUGACCAAGGGAGCUUGUGAGCUCUGAAACCCACCCACCCCCCGCUAGCAGCAAAGGAGGCCGAGGUGCGUCGUGUUGCCUGACAGCCAGUUCUCCCUUGAGCCAACACGGUAUUUGGGAGCUGUGACUAUAAUCUCUUUCCUUCCGCAUUCCAGAGCAGGCUUUCUUGGAGGUAGCCAGCCGAUCCCAUCGCAUGUGAACAACCGACAACAACACUGCCUUUCCCGUGACAUGUCCGGCAAAUUGAGGGCCCGGCCUUCCUCUCAGGUUUCUGUUUGGUUGGACUUGCCUUCUGGAAACAGAUCUCCCAGGCUCUGCCAGAAGACAGCCAGCCCCUCAUGCCCCUUUGCUGGAGCCCCUAAAUCAGUCAUUUCUCAAAUUUGGGUUGGAGGUUCUCCUUCCGUAGAGAAAAACUGCAACAGAGAAGCAGGGACAGCUCUUCCUUUCGAUUGCUAGCUGAUAGAAGCUGUCCCUAUCAAAGCCAGCGCGAGAAACUAAUUCUGUUUGCAGGAACUGUAAGAUAUGUAUAGGAUUUGUAACUUAUAGUAAAGGAAUAAAUUGUAUUGGAACUUCA
Molecule: messenger RNA, 2174 nt
Organism: Sphaerodactylus townsendi
Lineage: Eukaryota; Metazoa; Chordata; Lepidosauria; Squamata; Sphaerodactylidae
Gene: BBS4
Product: Bardet-Biedl syndrome 4
Exons: 14
Coding region: 204-1604 (466 amino acids)
Biological process (GO): protein localization to cilium; cilium assembly
Cellular component (GO): ciliary basal body
Molecular function (GO): protein binding
Source: RefSeq, a predicted model, not a curated record